AGUUUAAAGGGCUUAUUUGCCAAUCCACAGGUUUACAUACCAAGAGGAACAAAACAGCCACUUCUAUGACACCUUGAAGGCCUCAGCCUGUAUGAAUGGAGGGAAGGAAGAAAUCUCAGAGUGGUCAGAUGAAGACACUCCCAAGAAGGGCCUGGAGGUCAAUGGGCAUGAGGAUAUAAAGGUACCAGGCGUGCGGGUGCGAGCACUGUAUGAUUACACAGGACAAGAGGCUGAUGAGCUGAGCUUUAAAGCAGGAGAAGAGCUCAUGAAGAUCAGUGAAGAGGAUGAACAGGGUUGGUGCAAAGGCCGGCUCCAGAAUGGUCAGGUUGGACUAUAUCCUGCUAACUAUGUGGAGAAAGUCAUUUCAUGAUUACUUUCCCCAUUGCCACUACCUUAUGAUGUGCAGCCUGAGUGUAACUCCUUCAGAGGUCACAAAAAUCUGUGGCCUCCAACUUGCAUCAAAAAUCGUGUGCAACCAAUCUGGACCUUUUUGAGGACAUUCUCUUCUUGUAACCAGUACAUAAUUUUAAACAUCUAGAAAUAUGGUGAUCUUUUUUUCUAAUAAAGAUACACAAACUUUU
This is a messenger RNA of Pogona vitticeps (central bearded dragon), 581 nucleotides long. The record is from RefSeq and is a predicted model, not a curated record. NCBI's taxonomy places the organism in Eukaryota, Metazoa, Chordata, Lepidosauria, Squamata, Agamidae.